UCAGGUCAACAUUUUGUUGACGUUGUCAAAAAUUAAAGACGUCUUCUCGCGUCUUGGAAAACGAUCGUGAAGAUCUUAUAUUUUAUGAAGGUGGAGCAUUCUCUCAAUUGAAUUUAGAUGGUCCACGUAUUUGCGUCUAUGAUGAAGUCGAUGAACAACCCCCCACCGAUGCACGGGCCCCCGCCCGCCGCGCCCCCGAGCUACUCGCAGGCGGUGGGCGGCGUCCCGCCGUCCAGCCCCUUCACCCCCGGACAAUCUCUGGCGGGGGGCCCGACCAUCGUGACGACGGUGGUGCCGGUGGGGCCCCAGCCCACCCACAUGAUCUGCCCGCACUGCCAUGCCGAGAUAGACACCGCCACCAAGACGGAGCCCGGUCUGAUCGCCUACAUCUCCGGGGUUGUCAUCGCCUUGCUGGGGUGCUGGUGCGGCUGCUGUCUCAUCCCCUGCUGCAUCGACGAGUGCAUGGACGUGCACCACACGUGCCCCAACUGCAAGGCCUACAUGGGCCGCUACCGACGAUAGGGGGGAGCCCCACCUCCUGCCGCAGUGCCUCGCCCUGUCCCGUUCAUCGCUUGCUCGCUCUCCCCGCCUGGUUGUGUCGUCCAGUUCGCUUUCGCCUCUCCUCCCUCGUCCUUUCAGCAAGCUUCUGUGCGCAUUUAACAUUGAUUUAAACACGUGUCGUGUGGAACACUAUUGUCUACCUGUACUAAUCACACAAGUGUUCUUGCCCGUUAACUUCGCACACGUAUUUAACGAAAUGUUUAUAAUAUCUAUGCAGAUUUACAACUUUUUUUUUUAUGGAAAUUUGCAUUGCGGAGUUAGUCGGACGCUUUUAACAGCUUUUACUAUCCAUGUAACCUAACCCUAACAAUACUCAAUUAAGUUUUAAUGCAAGUUUAGUAUAUGCCACGAACAUGUGCACUUUUAUUUUACUUAAAACUACGAAUGUUUUUAUUUAGACUACUUUUUUAUUUAAAAAAAAAGAAAAAGAAAAAUUCUCACAAAUGUUUAGCUAGCAUAUUUACUUAAAAAUGAAUUAGUUGAUUUUUAUUUAAUAGAAUAUCACGAUUAUCUUUGGGUUGAUUCUGCAAUUGGCCAACAGUUUUCGUGGCGGACUCUUAGCCAAUGAGAAACCAUUAUUAACCAUGCAAAUAUAGGGAACCUCUCAAGUAAGCCACUAUUGAAAAGGUGACAUUUGUCCAAACACAGGGGAUUGUAAAGUCUAUCCUAGAGGUCAUUGAACCCAUACAUUUUUCCAGUUCCUAAGAAUAGCCCUUAAAUAAUAGUAAUGACAAUAAAAUGAAACAACUGACAUAUAUAAGUUCAAGCCUUAAUGCUGCUUCACAUGAAUCUCUCAAAAGUGCAAAUUGUUCAUGGGAUAGAGUUUAUAUUUUAUUAUGCUAAAUUCAUAAUUAGUUAAUUGAAAAUAUAAGUAUAUCAGUGACAUAGGUAUGUUUUGUUAGAGACUAAUGGCUUUGCAUACAGUGAAGUAUACUGCAUUAGUUGCUACAUGUUGUGUAAAGAGUUCACCAUUUUUAAACACAGGAUCGCGUGCUUUUGUGGCUUUUGGCUUAAGUUGUUGACUUUUGGGUUCUAGUUAUAUUGAAGACUAAGAUUUCACAGAUGUUUUGGUCUACUUUGCAGUCGCCAUCUUCAGUGGGUGACUGCUACCCUGAAGAUGGCGUCUGCAAGCUUGAUCGAAACGUCGGUGAAAUCUUCGCCUUCAAUGUGGCUAGAACCCAGAAGUGCAGCAACUUCAUUUUUUAAGAAAGGUUUUCCCCCCACUUUUCGUAUGAAAGCUUUUGUGUUUCGUAAAUAUAGCUACCAGCAACUUUGAGGAAGAAAAUAAACAUUUAACAUGUACAUUGCAACACGUAAGUAGGUACAUUUAAGUUGUAGCAUAAUAUCAUAUAUGCUUCAGAUAUGCUGCAUAAUCAGCACAUAAUUUACACUUAUGUAUUGACUACGGUAUAAAAUAAAUGUUAUGUACUAGAUAGCAUUUCUGGUAUUUUACAAAUACAGUUUUUUUGUGUAAACAAUAUAUUGUUUUUACAUAAUUUUAUAAUAAAAAAAUUAUAGCUUUAAUAAUUAUUUUUUUGCAUACACAUACAUAAAUUACAUACUCUGACAUAUUCACUGAAGUAAGGAGUGGUAUGUCAUUCAUUUUUCCAGAUAUUAGUUGCAUAUUUCACCAAACACUGCAAUGUGCGUAACAUACCUUGAAAUUGAAUAAUCCACUUGGGCCUUAUAAAUGUUAAUCUUGAUUGUUAGAUGAAGUGAUGUUUGUGUGGGCAUGUUAUGUACAGAAAAAUCUACAACAUCUAAAAGUAUUUGAUUGUUUCAAUAGAAUGUAGAAGGAAAUAAGAAUGAGCUCUUGACAUGGUUUUGUAAAGUUUUUUGUAUGCAAUUUUUGUGGAUACAAAUAAAGAUUUAACUUGUGUUAAA
Bacillus rossius redtenbacheri is the source of this 2445-nucleotide messenger RNA. Its product is annotated as LITAF domain-containing protein. Bases 118 to 522 code for a protein of 134 amino acids. Gene Ontology annotation, molecular function: zinc ion binding. The transcript has 5 exons. The record is from RefSeq and is a predicted model, not a curated record. Lineage: Eukaryota; Metazoa; Arthropoda; Insecta; Phasmatodea; Bacillidae.